UACUUACCAGUAGUACUGUAUUUGUAUUAGAACCCUGCGUCUGCAGUUUAAUAACAACACAGAAGUUUUGCAUUUCGAAUUUGAGAAUUCCCGAGUUUUUGUUGUUGAAGACUUAAAAGUAUCAAGAAAAUUCUGUUAUGUGUUAGAUUCUUUCACUUUAAAGACGAAUUACUCGAUAUUACGAAACCUUUUGUUAUUAUAUUGGUAUUGUUGAUUCAAAAGCUUAAACUAACUUGUGUCGUUAUGGCUGCAACAGAACCUAUUGACGUGAGGAAAAAUAGAUACCCUUUUUGCAUUGUUUGGACUCCUAUUCCGUUGAUAACGUGGAUAUUCCCGUUUAUUGGACACAUGGGGAUUUGCACAAGUUCAGGAAUUAUAAGGGACUUUGCUGGUUCCUACUUUGUUUCUGAAGAUCAAAUGGCAUUUGGAGAUCCUACAAAGUUCUUGCAGCUUGAAAUAUCAAAAGUUCCGGGUGGUGUUUCUGCUUGGGACCGAGCCAUCCAAGAUGCUUCUGAAGAAUACAAAAGUCAUAUGCACAACUUGUGUUGUGAUAACUGCCACUCACAUGUUGCUCUGUCAUUGAAUAAUAUGGCAUACCCUGGAAAGAGAAAUUGGAACAUGGUUGCUGUAUGUUGGCAAAUGUUAUUUCAUGGCAAGCACAUUGGUUGUUCAGGAUUUUUGAGAACUUGGGCCCCGUCAAUCUUCCUUCUCACAGUAAUUGCUGUGAUUGUGAUUUUUAUAGCUUGAUAAACCAGCCCUGAUUGAGGGAAACCCAUAAUUAAAUGCUAAACUGCUUCAAUAAAGUUUUUCAUGUCACAUGCA
This is a messenger RNA of Daphnia pulicaria, 822 nucleotides long. RefSeq names its product transmembrane protein 222-like. The transcript is spliced from 4 exons. The coding region runs from base 244 to 747 and encodes 167 amino acids. The record is from RefSeq and is a predicted model, not a curated record. Lineage: Eukaryota; Metazoa; Arthropoda; Branchiopoda; Diplostraca; Daphniidae.